GAAUCCAUUCCACUAUUUCCACCUUCAAGAGAAGUCUUUCCUUCUCUUUUCCCCUUCUCCGUGCUCUCGUCCGGCCUACGUGACUCCGGCGUCGUCCUCCUCCCGUGUUUGCUGGAGGGCUAUUGAACGGUCUCCGGCGAAGGACUCCGUCACGCCGCUAGCGCAACCGCGCCGCCAGAUUUCGCCAUCCACCAAAGGGGUCGUGGGAGCACAACUUAUGGCGGAGAAAUUGGCACCGGAGAAGCGCCACAGCUUCUUCAAUGGCGGUGAAACCUCGAUUUUCUCCUCGGAAGCAGAAAGUUUUCGAAUGGGAUCAAACCCUAGACGAGGUCAACAUGUACAUCGACCUCCCUCCGAAUGUUCCCAAGAAGCUUUUUUACUGCAAGAUCCAGUCCGGACACGUCGAAGUGGGGAUCAAGGGGAAUCCUCCUUAUCUCAAUCACGAUCUAGCCUGCCCUGUGAAGACUGAUUCCUCUUUUUGGACCCUUGAGGACGAAGUCAUGCACGUGACACUACAGAAAAGGGACAAAGGAAAAACUUGGUCAUCUCCCAUACUCGGUCAAGGUUUGCUGGAUCCAUAUGCAGCGGAUCUGGAACAGAAGCGCCUUAUGCUGCAGAGGUUUCAGGAAGAGAACCCUGGUUUUGAUUUUUCCCAAGCUCAGUUCAGUGGGACCUGCCCUGAUCCGAGGAGCUUCAUGGGUGGCAUUAGCUAAGCAUACUACGGAGGUGAUUCCUCUUGCUUCUUCUUUCCUGUUUUUAGACAACCAUGUGUGAUCCCUUGAACUUUGCCAAUGAUCUGAUGAAUGGUUCAUCAAAAUUAUUGUGUAUGCCACUAGAUUGCGAUAAUAGUUUCAAAAGUUAUUUCUCUUUGUAUCUUACAAUUUCAGCCUAAGAUCAAAUUUGUGUGUAUUUUAUUGCA
Molecule: messenger RNA, 919 nt
Organism: Zingiber officinale
Lineage: Eukaryota; Viridiplantae; Streptophyta; Magnoliopsida; Zingiberales; Zingiberaceae
Product: nudC domain-containing protein 2-like
Exons: 5
Coding region: 261-713 (150 amino acids)
Biological process (GO): protein folding
Cellular component (GO): cytoplasm
Source: RefSeq, a predicted model, not a curated record